AUGUGUGGCCAAAGUACUGUGUGGAAAGAGUGUCAGAUGACCAGAGUAUGUGGGUGGGGGAGAAGGGGGGCUGGAUGUUUAUUUCACUCUGACCCCUAUGUGAGAUCCAGGCGCUUGCUGUGUGUGUGCAUAGGAAUGGCUGGCCGGAGUGAGGAGCAGAGUCUGAAGGAAGAGCUGACCUGUGCCAUCUGCUAUGAGCUUUUCAGUGACCCUGUCAUGCUGGAAUGCAUGCACCAUUUCUGCAGGGCAUGCAUCCAGGGCUACUGGGCCAGGUGCCCCCGUGUGGCUUCCUGCCCCCAGUGCCGAAGGGAGUUCUCCAGCCGCACCUUUCGCCCCCACUAUCUGGUGUCCGGGGUGGUGGAGAAGGUGCGGAAGUGCAGCUCAGAGGACCACAAGAGAAAAAUGCAGAAACAUCUUGAAAAUGCGCUGCGAGCUCACCAGAGCGAGAUGGAGAACUUUGUGCGAAUGAAGCACACAGCAGAGGAGGAUAUUUGCAGUCUGACGAAAGCCUCCGGGGAGCUGAACUCUAAGAUUCGGGCAGAAUUUGAGCGACUUCAUCAAAUCCUGGAGGAAAAGGAGAGAGUUGUGUUGAUGGAGCUGGCCAAAGAGGAGGAGCAGUUAUUGUUGAGGCUGCGUGGGGACAUCAUGCAGCUGGAGGAGGGGAUCUCAGAGCUGGGAAAGAACAUUGAGCACAUACAGGAAAUCCUGAACAAGACGGGAGACUCAUUACUGCUGGAGGUGGAGAGCGUGGCUAUCAGGCCCCCAGUGCAUGUGGAGGCACAGCCCUCCCUGGACAUAGAGCGCCACAGAGACCGGUACAGCGGCCCCCUGCAAUACAUCUUCUGGAGACAAAUGCUACAGUCAAUCCACCCUGCUCCCGCCCCGCUGACAUUUGACCCCGAAUCAGCCCACCCUAACCUCAUCCUCUCCAAAGACCUGACGGCAGUGACGGAGAGCAACAGGCGCCAACCUGUCUGCAGCAGCCCCAAGCGUUUCCAGCAGUGUGUGAAUGUGCUGGGCUCCGAGACCUUGGACAGCGGGAGCCACUACUGGGAGGUCUGGGUGGGCAGCAAGACCAAGUGGGACCUGGGGGUGGCAGCGGAGUCCGUGGACCGGGCAGCCAAGGUCAAGCUGUGCCCUGAGAAUGGUUACUGGGCACUUCGUCUGAGGAACGGGACGGAGUAUUGGGCCACUGCCACCCCGUGGGUGCGCCUUGCCCCAAGGAGCUGUCUCCGGAAGGUGGGGGUCCUUCUGGACUGCAAAGAGGGGAAGGUGGCGUUCUACAAUGCUGAAGACAUGACCCACCUCUUCACCUUCCACCAGGCUGCCGUGCGCAGGUUCUGCCCCUUCUUCAGCACUUGCUUCAGCGAGGGCAAGCUGAACGUGGAGCCCAUGAGAAUCUGCCACCUGACUCUGUAA
Messenger RNA from Emys orbicularis (European pond turtle), 1419 nucleotides. Its product is annotated as zinc-binding protein A33-like. The record is from RefSeq and is a predicted model, not a curated record. The transcript is spliced from 6 exons. NCBI's taxonomy places the organism in Eukaryota, Metazoa, Chordata, Testudines, Emydidae. Gene Ontology annotation, molecular function: ubiquitin protein ligase activity; protein binding. Bases 1 to 1419 code for a protein of 472 amino acids. Gene Ontology annotation, biological process: protein ubiquitination. Gene Ontology annotation, cellular component: cytoplasm.